UCGUUCCCCCGAGGGUCAGACUGACGCGGACCCUACGCGGGCUGCCGCGUCCUUGACAAGUGCCUGUCUGCUCAGCUCUGUUGACACUUGUCUUAGCUGUGGCGGCCUCAGCGUGGGGUCUUGUUGGAGUGACUGGAAGAUAGGCCAGACCUGCAGUGUUUUGAAGAGUGCAUACAUUCAGGAAAUUUCUUAGCAUGCCUUUUGCUUCGAAGGUUCUGAUGUUGUCUUGUCCUCAUUGGUCGAAAGAUUCCUGCCGAGCCAUGCAGGUUAUGAGAUGGAUUUGCACUUGAACCGCCGAGCGGCACUGCUGUUGUCUGUGGUAAUUUCGUGGCAAGGCGGCCAAGGUGUUGCAACGGAGGUAGAGCGCCAGUGUUUUGUGUCAAGGCUCAAAUCAAGGGUAACCUAGAUCCUGCUUCUCUCUGUAAGCGAUAUCUAACUGGACAGGAGCUCAGCCAUGCAGACACCCCCACAGGCUGUCCCACCCAGCGUGGUGGGGCCGCCUCCAGCCGGGAGCCCCUCGAGCGUGUUGUGGCCAAGCAGCCCGUACCGGAGACAGGCGCCUGCCAGCACCCCAGGAGCUGCAGCAACUCGCCCGCUACAGCCGGUGACGGACCCGUUCGCGUUCAGCAGACAGGCACUGCAGGGUGCCUCACCGGGCGGCGCGUCCAGGAGCAGCCCACCUGUGCUGCCGGGCCCAGCCCCUCCAGCGUUUCUUCAGCACCCUGGUCUACCUGUGUCUCACACAAACACUGAGGACAGCUGCCAAGGACCACAAGAGCUUCUGCCGAGACCUCUGUCCCAGCUCCGGCCAGGGGCAAGUCCCUUUUCCAGCGUGCUGACCCCCCCAGUGCCACCCGGGCCCGAGAUGAGCAGGAGGGCCGAGGUCGCUUCCAGCCCUGAGCACCACACUCAGGCCCAGUACAUUCCAGCAGUGGGUCCAGAUGCUGGCUACGGGAGCCCUCUGCAUGGGGGCCCUCUGCAUGGGGGCAUGCCUGGGCCCGACAGGCCCCCGAGCGGGCAGAAUCCCCACGACAGUGCUGCAGCCCCAACGGCACCCCCUUUCUUCUCUCAGCCUCGCCAGCAAGUGCCAGGGCAGUGGGGGCUCGUGCAGGGAGGCCCACAGGCCUUGAGCCAGCAUUAUCAGCCCUGCCCAGAAGGGCCUUUUCCAAAUUCAGUGCCCCAGGUCUCUGGCAUGUCCCACUUCCCUGCUCCGCUUAGCCUUCCUCAGGGUCCUGACCAUGAGCAGCACAACUCUCCCAUCACAGGACCCUCAGCUGGUGACAGGAGAGAGGAGGCAGCCUGCGCGCCAGGUGGAAACCACUCAGCAAGUAACUUUGGUCUCGACGGCACACUCAGGCAGAACACCAGGGCUGGGAAUCCUCGGGCUGGCUGGGAGGUCCGGCCAGGCCCCAGGGUGAAUAGAGAGCAGUCGGCAGACCCUGCCCUUGUGAAUCCCUUUGCUCAGGGAAGCAGCCCGGAAAGCCUUUUGCACUGCCCUCUGGGGGCUGGGGCCGGGGCCAGCCAGACCCUGCCAGAAGCCAACUCAGGUGCACUCUCCAUGUUUUUCCAAGGUGGGGAGACAGAAAACGAGGAGACCCUCUCAUGUGAAAACACAGGCUCUGCUGCUCAGUCCGGCGGGGAUGGGUUCUUCCCCGGCCCUGGCCUGGGUCCUCCUCCUGCACAUGGUGGUGCAGGCGGCGUUUACCAAGCCUUCCUCAGAGGCCUGCGCAGCGAGACCACGCAGCAGGGAGGCGACACGCAGCCCUACUUUCCUUGGUCUGUGGGCACCCAGCGCGAUGAGCCAGCCGCUCGGAUCACUGCCGCAGAUCUGUGGGCCGACUCGGCAGGCGCAGGGCCUGGCGACACGGGGGGCUUGCACUGCGAGAAUGCGGAGAACUUGGAGUUUGCUCAGAACCAGGAGGUUCUCCCCAGUGAGCCCCCAGGUCUGGGUGCUUCCUCCCCAGGCAGUCAGCUCAGGUGUGGGCCACUUCCCGGGCCCACAGUCACCAGGCUCAGCGUCGCGGGCCACACUGGAGGCGGGGGCCCAAAUCCCGAGACCCCGGACACACCACUGUAUCCCGUGCGGUCAGAUAGCGUGUCGUCCAGUUACAGCAGCAAGAGCCACCGGAGUGUGUCCAGUGCUGCCCGGCCCCAGGACCUGGGCACCUUCAUCCAGCAGGAGGCUGGGAAACCUGAGGACGAGGCUUCAGGGAGCUUUUUUAAGCAGAUCGAUUCUUCUCCCGUGGGAGGCGAGACAGAGGAGACCACCGGGAGCCCUAGUUACCGCAGCAGCCUGUCCCAGCCCUUGACCCCAAGUCCCCCCAAACCUACAGGGGUAUUUCAGACAAGUGCAAAUAGUUCUUUUGAACCAGUGAGAUCCCACCUAGUUGGAGUAAAACCAGUCGAGGCAGACCGUGCCAAUGUGGUGGGGGAGGUGAAGGUGACCCACACCCCUCAGAAGCGGAGACCAGCUGCCUCACUGCCUGAUGCCUGCCCUGGCAACCUGGAACAGCCACCGGACAACAUGGAGACCCUCCUCCCACCCCAGGCCUGUCCUCUGCCUCCCACCACACCUGCCGAAGCUGGUCAUGGGCUUCCACGCCCUGGGGGGCAGCCCUUGGAGACUGUGUUUCUGACCCCUGAGAGGAGGCCCUCUGCCCGGGCCCAAGGGGUCAUGAAGUGUGAGAGCCCAGCAACGACUCUGUGGGCACAGAACGAGCUGCCAGACUUUGGGGGCAAUGUCCUUCUAGCCCCUGCUGCCCCUGCACUUCACGUGCCCGGGAAACCUCAGCCAUCAGAUGUGAUUCAGCCUCCGGAUGAGGGGGUGUCUGGUCAGCUGCCCCAGCAGCCGGGCUGCCUGCCCCCUCUGCAGAGUGGGGACAACAUUGGCGCCUCUGAGAACCUCGAGAACCCUCCCAAGAUGGGAGAAGAGGAGGCCCUUCCAUUACAGGCGAGGUCUGGUUAUGCCAGUCUGUUGUCCUCACCGCCCGCUGAGUCUCUGCAGAAUCAACCAGUCUUGAUUGCUCAGCCUGAUCAGAGUGCUAAUCUGGCCCAGCCCGUUCAUUUUCCCGUGUCCUUGUCGAGUGCUAAUGAGAAGGCUCAGUCCCAGAGAGACGCUCGGGUCGGGGACAGAUCUGCUGUGAGCAGCCAGGCUGUGGGGGGUGACUCUGGAGAAACCACGCCUCCUCUUUCUGGGGCUCCAGCCAGCGUUGCCAUCUGCUCACCUCUGCCCAGCAGUCUCACCCAGAGUAACUUUCCACAAACCUCUGGUGCCUCUGAAGUGGUUUCUACUCAACCUGCUAGUUUGCCGGUUCAGUCACCAUCUCAUCCGACUCUGAAAAACUUGCUUCCAGGGGGUCAGAAGACACACAGCUCUGAGAACCCUCCUCUGGAGUUGGUUAACAGCCCCGCGGGGCGCACAGGCUUCGUUCUGGUGUCGCCCGCCAACACCGCUCCGGGACCGCACAGUGAUAAGGCAGAUGGUCCCAGUGACCGGGAGGAGACCCCAGCAGCCCUGGACUUCACAUCGAACAGGACCUUAGAACACCCCGUGAGACUGUGUAGCCCAUCCCGUUCUGAAGGCACAGCCUCUCCUCACCUGACCUCCUCCAGUCGCCCCAGACAGCCUGGGCCUGGGGCGCACGACCCAGACCGUUUCUACCAACAGGUGGCGAAAGAUGCUCAGGAGCAGCGGGGCCUGGAGAGAGUCCAGCAGGGUCCAGCCCCUCCACCCCCGCAAGGGCCCAGAGCAGCACCCUCAGAGCCCUCCAACCCAGAAAGUCUGCCUCUGCAAGGAGAGCCCCCAAACUCCACAAGUUCGGCUCCAGCUGACCCGGCCCAGCAGCUGCUCCCUCGGCCGCCUCGGUCCUCCAGCGCGUCCCUCGUGUCCAGCAGCCCAAGCCAGGCAGCCAUGCAGCAGGGCCAACAGUGGGAGCAGCCCUCACCCCUGGACUUGGCAUCUUACUACUAUUACAGACCCCCGUACGACGGCUACCAGGCCCAGUACCCCUCCCCGUACCCACCGGACCCUGGCACCAUUCCUCUCUUCUACCAGGACUUCUACGGCCUCUACGAGCCCAGGUACAGGCCCUACGAUGGUGCGGCCCACGCCUACACCGACAACUACCGCCACCCCGAGCCCGAGCGGCCCAGCUCCCGCGCCAGCCACUGCUCAGACCGGCCGUCGGCCAGGCAGGGGCACCCGGAAGGCCACUCGAAUGCCGCACGUGGAUGGAGCAGCCAGAGUGACUAUUCCAGCUACUACUGCGGCCAGUACGAUCACGGAGUUGCAGAGCCGGCUCGCUGGGACCGGUACCCCUACGGCUCCAGGUUCAGGGAUCCCCGCCCCUACGACCGCAGUUACUGGUAUAAUGCGGACUAUGACCUGUACAGGAAGGAGAGCUACGCAUAUGCUGACAGGCCCGAGAGAUAUGACGACCCCUGGAAGUACGACCCUCGCUUCACGGGGAGUUUUGACGACGACCCCGAGCCCCCCCGGGACCCUUACGGGGACGACACGGACCGCCGCAGCGUGCACAGCGAACAAUCGGCGCAGAGCCUGCGCAGCGUGCCCAGCCGCCACAGCAGCUUCAGCGCCCACUCGCAGCAGAGUCGGGUCUACGCAAGCCGCAGUGUGACGCUGGGUCCUUACGAGGCCCCGCCUCCCCCAGGCUCCUUCCACGGGGACUAUGCCUACGACACCUACAUCGGCAAUUUCAGCGGCACCCAGGGCUUUGCAGAAUAUGGCUACCCUGCUGACGCCGGCUGGCCCACCGUGGGGCAAGCUCCCUCGAGGCCCACGUCUCCGGAGAAGUUCUCGGUGCCUCAUGUCUGUGCCAGGUUCGGCCCCGGGGGCCAGCUCAUCAGAGUGAUCCCUAACCUGCCUUCGGAAGGACAGCCGGCCUUGGUGGAGGUGCACAGCAUGGAGACGCUGCUGCAGCACCUGCCGGAGCAGGAGGAGAUGCGGGAGUUCCCGGGGCCGCUCGGCAAAGACGACACCCAUAAAGUGGAUGUUAUUAAUUUUGCACAGAACAAAGCCACAAAAUGUUUGCAGAACGAGAACUUAAUUGACAAAGAGUCUGCAAAUCUUCUUUGGAACUUUAUCAUUUUGUUGUGCAGACAGAAUGGGACCGUGGUGGGAACUGACAUUGCGGAAUUGUUGUUACAAGACCACAAAACGGUGUGGCUUCCUGGGAAGUCGCCCAACGAGGCCAACCUGAUCGACUUCACGAACGAGGCCCUGGAGCGAGCCGAGGAGGAGGAGGAGUCGGGGGAGGCCCAGCUCUCGUUCCUCACCGACAGCCAGGCUGCCGCCGCCGCCAGCACCCAGGAGAAGGAGACGGAGCGGUUCAGAGAGCUGCUGCUCUAUGGCCGCAAGAAGGAUGCUUUGGAGUCCGCGAUGAAAAACGGCCUGUGGGGUCACGCUCUGUUGCUCGCCAGUAAGAUGGACAGCCGGACCCACGCCCGCGUCAUGACCAGGUUCGCCAACAGUCUUCCCAUCAAUGACCCCCUGCAGACUGUCUACCAGCUGAUGUCCGGGCGGAUGCCUGCGGCGUCCACGUGCUGCGGAGACGAGAAGUGGGGGGACUGGCGGCCGCACCUGGCGAUGGUCCUGUCCAACCUGAGCCACAACGUGGAGGUGGAGUCCAGGGCGAUGGCCACGAUGGGCGACACGCUAGCCUCGAAGGGCCUCCUGGACGCUGCCCACUUCUGCUACCUCAUGGCCCAGGUCGGAUUUGGGGUUUACACGAGGAAAACCACAAAGCUUGUCCUGAUUGGCUCGAACCACAGUUUACCAUUUUUAAAAUUUGCGACCAAUGAAGCCAUUCAGAGGACAGAGGCCUAUGAGUAUGCUCAGUCCCUGGGGGCCCAGGCCGACCCCUUGCCCAGCUUCCAGGUGUUCAAGUUCAUCUACUCGUGCCGCCUGGCGGACAUGGGGCUGGCCACGCAGGCCUUCCACUACUGUGAGGCGAUCGCCAGGAAGGUGCUGUCACGGCCCCAGAGCCACUCCCCCGUGCUCAUCAGCCGGCUGGUUGAGGUUGCUUCUCAGUUACGGCUCUUCGACCCGCAGCUGAAGGAGAGGCCGGAGGAGGAGGCCUUCGCAGAGCCAGCCUGGCUGGUCCAGCUGCAGCGGGUGCAGAAGCAGGUCAAGGUGCGCGGGCAGCUCCCAGACACGGGGCUGGUGGAAACGUGUGGCCCUCACCCACAGUGCAAGGAGGGCGCUGCACUGUGGAGCCGGGACAUGGCCUCCCCCCAGCCCUGCCCCAGCACGCCCAGCUCCGAGGGGGGACCCCGUGAUGGCCUGCGGCUGGAGCAGCCCUUGGACCUGGGCACCGAGAAUCCGCUGCUGGCGCCGCCUGUGCCCAGCACCGAGCACCCUGGCCAGGGCGUGUGGCUGCUGCCCUCAGCUCUGCCGACGCUCCAGGAUGGCCAGCCCGCCUUCCCGGCCAGGGUGCCGAUGUUCCCAGUGUCACCUCUGGGCCCUGCUGAGCCGGGGCCUGGCCAUGGGCUCCCAGGGUCUGCACUUAGCUUUGCAGAGCCCUUGGCACCUGGCCUGCCACCCGGCACACCAUCUCUCCAGGACAGUGAGCUCCCACUGCGGGAGCCCAGGCCCCAGGACCCAGCAGCGGUGCUGCAGGACCCCCGUGGGAGAGACUCGCCGGCAGAGGGAAGAGAAGAGGAUUUCGGUGGCAGAUUCGAUGUGGGCUCCUCAAGGAUGCUGCUGAACUCCGAGGCCCCCCCAGUGUGGGGGGCCGCCAGCCCCGGUGCCCUGCAGCCCCCGUCUCUGCCACCUGCUCCCGAAGUGAAGAGCCCUGUACAAGCAACCAGAAAGGAGGCCAAGGAGCCCAAGAAGGGCGGCGAGUCCUGGUUCUCCUGGCUGAUCCGGAAGAAGAGGCCAGAAGCGUUUCUGCCGGAAGACACACACAAGUCGAUCGUUUGGGACCAGGAGAAGAACCGGUGGGUGGACACCAGUGAGCCAGAGGAGGAGAAGAAAGCCCCGCCCCCGCCUCCAGUGUCGCUUCCCAAGGCUCCGCAAGCUGCCGCCCCUGGGCCUGGAGGGCCCCCCAGAGCCUCUGUGAACAUGUUUUCCAGGAAAGCAGGCGGUACGCGCGCACGCUACGUGGACGUCCUAAACCCGGGUGGGCCCCAGCGAGCUGACCCAGCGCUGGCUCCCGCGGACCUCUUCGCCCCGCUUGCCCCGCUCCCGCUCCCAGCGCCCUUGUUUGGGCCAAACCCAGAGACAGAGGGAGCCCUGCCCUCAGAGGGGGCUGGCAGGGAGGGGCACGCCCCAGCUGGGGGUCCAGCCCAUCCAGAGCCUUCCUCGGAACCCAAGGUGGUCAGCUCAGCAGCCUCGCUCCUUGCGUCUGAUCCGGCCCCCUGCCCCGUGGAUGGCUCCUCGGGGGGCGAGCUUUCGCGCUGUAGCUCAAUGAGUUCCCUGUCGCGGGAAGUGAGCCAGCAUCUUAACCAGGCUGCCAGUGGCCAGCCCCCCGCCACAGGCGCCCCCGGGGCUGCUGUGCCCUUCUACAGCCCCACGCAGUUUGCACAGGCCUCUGCCACCUCAGGAAGUUCAAGGUCGGGGAGGAUUGGCCAAAGGAAAUACCCAGCGUUGAGAUAGACUGGCCCCUGUUCCGCAUUAGCCUUGGAUGCUCAGACUACUCUCCUUCGACCUCCCAUUCGAGCGAUGACGCCCAGCCCCUGUCGCCAAAGCCCAUCCAACAGCACCUCUGAGACCUGGAGCAAAGGACUGACCUCGGCUUCGAGCCUCGCACCUGCAAGGAUGUGUUGAGGAGACGCCUCUAGUCCCAUAGGAGUGACACAGCGAAUGACGCCCUAAAUGUGGCUGGGCUCUGCCGCAGGGUGGGCCUGGAACUUCAGGAACUGCGGCGUCUGUCUCUCGGAACCCAAUGCGAAUUGCUGCCAGGGCCGUCGUAGGGCUCUUCCGAGACACCAGAAGGAAGGAGGCGCCCAGCGCAGUGCUCCAUGGGUGGUCCCUCUGAGCGCUCUCGCGGGUGCAGUCACCUUAGCUGCCCUUCGGUCGGGUGGGGACGCCCUGGCCCCUGCAGCGCAUUUCUCUCCUGCAGCAGAGAUGUCCCUGGCAGCCCUGAGGCUUCUGUGGCCUGGGUGGCACCACAAGGGGUCUCCUGCAACCAAGGGACUCGCCCUGUCUGUCCACGAGGGAGGGGAGAGCCACCCCACACAACUUGGGUUCCACCUGUGACUGGUCCUCACUGGUCAGCCGGCACUGACACUGUGACCACCAUUUAUCAAUUCGGACCUUCCGAGGGCGUAGCUGGGCCACACGCGUGGGCGCACAGAGCAGCCGUGGGGCUGCCACACUCUGCACCCGGGUGCAGGUCCCGCAUGUGUCGUGGCUCUGGGGCCUGCCAGCCAACACGCCCCUCCACCUGGGUGACGCACGGUGGGGCUGGCCACAUCUGGAAGAAAGUGGCUUCGAACGGUUUUCCUGCCAGAAGCUCUAGGAGCUGAUACUUCUGCCCCUGGAUUUUUCCACACAGGCCCUUCCACAGUGAAGGUGGAGGUGCCCGGCCACAGGAGCCAGUGGGAGGCGCCCCCCUCACUGGACUCUGAGCUUUAAGGCUUCAUCGACUGUUCUUAAAACCACUCACGUUGUCGUUUGUUCCAAGGAGAUGAGUGAUUGAAGUAUUUAUAGAGAUCAUUAGGAGCUCCCUUCUCUGGUUCCGCUUGGUACCUCGGACCUCAGUGCAGGGUCCUGUAAGUGUGCGGUUGGCACCAGCCCUUCCCUCCUUCCUGGUUCACUUGAUCCCCUGGGAAAGGCCUCGGACUGUUCACACACCUGUGCGCCCCAGGACCAUGUUCUUCCGCAGGGAAAGGCCAGCCUCCUUGGGGGCCUCCCUGCGUCCCUGGGUCAGUGGGUGUGAUUCCCAGGCCGAGGCCUCCUGGGCCCUGCAGGCCCCCCAGCCCAUUUUUCUGUUAGUGACUUUUGAUUCAAGACGCUUCCUGCAGGUGGGAGCUGUUAUUUUUCCUAAAUGCUGAUUGUUACACUGCAAAUUGUUAAAUAAAUAAAAAUAUUUUGGGCUCGGA
Molecule: messenger RNA, 9063 nt
Organism: Artibeus jamaicensis (Jamaican fruit-eating bat)
Lineage: Eukaryota; Metazoa; Chordata; Mammalia; Chiroptera; Phyllostomidae
Gene: SEC16A
Product: SEC16 homolog A, endoplasmic reticulum export factor
Exons: 31
Coding region: 455-7615 (2386 amino acids)
Biological process (GO): autophagy; Golgi organization; COPII vesicle coat assembly
Cellular component (GO): ER to Golgi transport vesicle membrane; endoplasmic reticulum exit site
Source: RefSeq, a predicted model, not a curated record